AUGGCACUGGCCGGGGUGUGCUGCGUUCGUUUUCGACCGAUCUGUCCAUCGUUGUCGACUGCGGAGGCGGAACAUGUGUCGGACUUGUCGUUGUUCGGGCUGGUGGAAAAAAAUCGAAGAAAUCAUGGCGGCUGCGGCGACCGAGGAGGAGACAAAGUAUGCGGUGAAGGCGGAGGCGGAGGCGGAGGCAGCGGCGGCGGCGGCGGAGGCAGCGGCGGCGGCGGCGGCGGCAACAGUGACACGUUAACGUUGGAUACCGGCUGUCGUGACGAUGACACGCCGGCGCCGGCUGAGCAGCGCCGUUCGCAUAAUACCACCGAACGCGUCGCUGUGCCCAGUUCGGAACAUGUGGCUGAAAUCGUUGGUAGACAAGGCUGCAAAAUCAAGGCCCUGCGCGCGAAGACAAACACGUACAUCAAGACUCCGAUCCGAGGCGAAGAUCCUAUCUUCGUGGAACUGCGGCGGGCGAGCAGCGUUGGGAGUCGUGCCCCCGGCGCCGCGCCGCGCCGUCGCCCUCACUUCUCUCCUACCUCACCGACGCAUGCGUUGUCUCUAUCAUUGCAGGGCGGCAUUCCAGCACCCGGUCACGUGACUUCCUACCUUCGCGUACCUUACCGUGUCGUCGGUCUCGUGGUGGGACCAAAGGGAGCAACCAUCAAACGCAUUCAGCAACAUACGCACACGUACAUCGUCACGCCUUCCAGGGACAGCGAGCCGGUAUUCGAGAUUACCGGUCUUCCGGACAACGUAUCGUUCGCUAAAUACCUGAUCGAGGCGCACAUCAUCAAUCGCACCGGUGUUGCUCCUCUCCCGACUACCGAGGCAGCGAUA
This is a messenger RNA of Soboliphyme baturini, 831 nucleotides long. The record is from the annotation of a GenBank genome assembly. NCBI's taxonomy places the organism in Eukaryota, Metazoa, Nematoda, Enoplea, Dioctophymatida, Soboliphymatidae.